AUGGCAUCCUCCAACGUCCCACCCAGCGGCGUAUGGGCCCCAACAAUCACCUUCUUCAACCACAGCACCGACACCCUCGACACCGACUCCCAAGCCAAAUACUACACUUAUCUCUCCUCCCAAACCGGCCUUUCCGGGCUCGUCGUGCUAGGCACAAACUCUGAAACAUUUCUUCUAACCCGCGAAGAACGCAAAACCUUGCUAAAAGUCGCGCGCAAAGCAUGCGGUCCCUUUUAUCCGAUCAUGGCCGGCGUAAGCGGACAUUCAACAAAACAAGUCCUCGAGUUUAUCGCAGAUGCAAAGGAAGCAGGGAGCAACUAUGCGCUUUUGCUCCCACCAGCGUAUUUUGGAAAACAGACGACGGCGGCUGUGAUUAACAACUUUUUUGAUGAUGUAGCCGCGGCGAGUCCGUUGCCCAUUGUGAUAUACAAUUUCCCGGCGGUGUGCAACGGUAUAGACCUCGAUUCAGCAACCAUUGCACACCUCGCCAAAAGGCAUAGUAAUGUGAUUGUCGGCGUAAAGCUGACUUGCGGUGCCGUGGCCAAAAUCACACGUCUCGCCGCCGAGCUUCCAGCCGAGAAAUUCGCUACGUUUGGCGGACAGUCUGAUUUUCUGAUCGGUGGGCUUGCUGCGGGGUCCAUGGGCACUAUUGCGGGUUUUGCGAAUGUGUUUCCAAAAACUAUUGUGCGGAUCUAUAACUUGUAUCAAGAAGGAAAUAUUCAGCAGGCGAUGGAGUUGCAUAAGCAAGCGGCGCUGGCUGAGCAGCCGUGUAAAGCUGGCAUUGCCUCUGUCAAGUAUGCUGCUGCGUUGAAUACGGCCAAGGCGGCGGGCAUUGAGGACGCGAUAGAAAAGUUGAAGCCGCGAAGGCCGUAUACGGAGCCAUCUGAGGCGGAGAAGAAGAGUAUUGAGAUGCAGAUAGCGAGUUUAGUGAGUGUCGAAGCAGGCUUGUAG
Molecule: messenger RNA, 951 nt
Organism: Talaromyces rugulosus
Lineage: Eukaryota; Fungi; Ascomycota; Eurotiomycetes; Eurotiales; Trichocomaceae
Exons: 1
Coding region: 1-951 (316 amino acids)
Molecular function (GO): 4-hydroxy-tetrahydrodipicolinate synthase activity
Source: RefSeq, a predicted model, not a curated record